Molecule: messenger RNA, 1851 nt
Organism: Ophidiomyces ophidiicola
Lineage: Eukaryota; Fungi; Ascomycota; Eurotiomycetes; Onygenales; Onygenaceae
Exons: 1
Coding region: 1-1851 (616 amino acids)
Source: RefSeq, a predicted model, not a curated record
AUGCAAUCUUCGGGUGAGAGGUCCCGUCUUCGGACUGACCCCUCUCUAUCAUUUGAGCCAUUAUCUACCAGCUUUUCGGAAACCGCCAUAUCCUGCUCCGAAAGUGACACGGAUGAAGUAUCUCGAGCCGCAAAACGACGACGAAUCGAACGGUUAGCCCGAGAUUAUUUGGACGGAAAGCCUCUUUUUAUCCUUACUGCUCGUCUCAAAGGCCCCUUCGAUGGUCGAUGGGUCAAUCCGUGGAACAAAGCGAAGCGGUAUAGAACACUUGAAACACCGGAUUCCAAUACUCGCCAGACCGAUAUUCAUCAGAAAACACCUCUGGCUAUUACUCACGAGUCUGUAGCUCAAAAAAACCGCUCACGCAAUGAAUUAACGGAGAAAGGCGGUAUUAGUACUUUCCGGCGGCAAAGAUCUCGGAACGAAGUACCAGAAACACCCGGUUAUUCAUUCAUCUCCAAUAAUCCAAAAAACACUGUCGUCUCUGGCGAAUGGCUAAAAAGAAACGGGAAAUUUUGGGAUCGGCGUUUAUUAGAAUGUGCACGGUCUCCUAGCCCGUCGCCCAUUAAUCGAUCGAACAGUAUUUCACUCGCCCCACAGCAAAGUUCUCUCUUAAAUGAAGGCUCCUACUUAGAAGGGGAGCGUUCCGUUCUAAAUCCUGGCGAGAAACUUACCACCAAGCCCUUGCUACCCGAAGGCCCUCUUGUUCAAUCCAGUAAAUUAUCAAAUACAGAAUUAUGUCAACCACUCAAGCAUAAGAAAAAGAAGAAGAAGCAACGAAACCGACGACAACUUAUAAGGACAGAAUCACCAUAUAGCGUGUCUGCUCCAUCGUCCGAAUCUCAUUCAAGAUCCCAUGGUGGAACACCAUCACUGAACAGAAAAAUAUCUUUGACUCCACCCGCCGCCACGAGAUCUUUUCAGCGCCAUCAUAUUUACGAUGCGAUUGAAGCUCCCAAAAGCACUCUUCUUACCGAAGAGCCAGCCCAGGGUAGUUCUAAGUCUAUCCAUAUUCUUGAGGAGCAAACAGGGACACCAUCCAAAAAAAAGCCAAUCAAACUUCGCCUGAAUACCAGUUUUAAAACCACUUCCUAUGGGCCCAAUGGCCGCCAUAACCGAAGUUCUGUAACCACCACAAUCACAAAUUUCCCCUCUGCACAAAUCGUACCUGGACAAACAACAUUUCAUAAUCAAAUCUCACUUCAUUCCACCCAAUGCCCCGUUUCCCAUAACACUCGUUUUAGUCCUGCAGUAGAUGGUGCCAAGUCAACGCAGAUCUCCGUGGGUGCAGUGCAGCAGCAAUUUCAAGAGCAACGACCAAAUAAUCCUAGCACAGCAGAUAUAUUGUGCUCGCACUACCAUGAUAAUGCCAGUAACGAUGUCCACGCUGCUCAAGAUUCAGGUUGCAUCCAAGAUAUAAGCGACAACCCUAUUUCGAAUACCCCUUGUACGGUUGAUCCCGUUCAGUUCCCGCCCGAAUUUAUAAGCGAGAGUAACCACAUCAGCGAAGCCACCGUGAUGGAGAUUGGUAGUCGCAAACCUUCAGCUGAAGUGGUUCCGCCUAAAGACAUUAUUAUGGAUUGUCGCAGAAGUUCGUCUACGUUGGCGGAAUAUGACGCCCUUCAAUCGUCUUCUCCUGUAGAGAGCUCGCCUCGAAAAUCCCCAGGAACUGAUCUCGCUUUGACUUUAGCGGCAUCAACGGCCACCACAAAGCAUCAAGAUGGCCAGGGUUUUAUUGGAUUUGACAACUUUGACCUUGACCAAGCAAUAGCGGAUGCCGGAAGUUUUCUGCAAAGCUGGGAGCUCUACGCGGAUAUCAGUUUUCAGACGACUAGGACCAUUCCUUCUUAG